This is a messenger RNA of Capsella rubella, 2952 nucleotides long. RefSeq names its product NF-X1-type zinc finger protein NFXL2. The record is from RefSeq and is a predicted model, not a curated record. Gene Ontology annotation, cellular component: nucleus. Gene Ontology annotation, molecular function: zinc ion binding; DNA-binding transcription factor activity, RNA polymerase II-specific; RNA polymerase II transcription regulatory region sequence-specific DNA binding. Lineage: Eukaryota; Viridiplantae; Streptophyta; Magnoliopsida; Brassicales; Brassicaceae. The transcript is spliced from 13 exons. Gene Ontology annotation, biological process: regulation of DNA-templated transcription. The coding region runs from base 37 to 2688 and encodes 883 amino acids.
UCGACGUUGUCAUUAAGGAGGAGAUGAAGAAGAAGGAUGCUUGAUAUGGCCGGAACCGCCCCUACCGAGUUUCGGUGGAAACCACCUCCACAGCCUCCGCCGCAACAGCAAACCUUUUCCGAAUCAGAUUCAGACUCGGGAUCUGAUUCAGAUAACCAUCAGCACCGUCACAAUGAUGUAUCAAGCUCCAUCUUUAAAGCUUACCUCGAUUGCCACUCAUCUUCGUCUCCUUCCUCAAUCGAUCUCGCUAAGAUCCAGUCGUUUCUUGCAUCUUCUUCCUCUGGAGCUGUUUCGUGCCUUAUCUGUCUUGAACGCAUCAAACGAACCGAUCCUACGUGGUCCUGCACUUCCUUAUGCUUCGCCGUCUUUCACCUUUUCUGUAUCCAGUCAUGGGCUCGUCAGUGCUUAGAUCUACAAGCUGCUCGUGCAGUCACGCGUCCAUCGUCAAAUCCGACAGAACCGGAGGCGGUCUGGAACUGUCCGAAAUGUAGAUCAUCGUAUCAGAAAUCGAAGAUUCCAAGGCGGUACCUUUGUUACUGCGGCAAGGAGGAGGAUCCACCGGCGGAUAAUCCAUGGAUCUUGCCUCAUUCUUGCGGUGAGGUCUGUGAGCGGCCGUUGAGUAGCAAUUGUGGUCAUUGUUGCUUGCUAUUGUGUCACCCUGGACCUUGUGCUUCUUGCCCCAAGCUCGUAAAGGCUAAAUGCUUCUGUGGUGGAGUUGAGGAUGUUCGUCGAUGUGGGCACAAGCAUUUCUCUUGCGGCGACGUCUGCGACAAAGUCUUAGAUUGUAAUAUCCACAAGUGUAGAGAGAUUUGUCAUGACGGUGAGUGUCCACCGUGCAGGGAGCGUGCGAUUUACAAGUGUUGCUGUGGUAAGGUGAAGGAGGAGAAAGAUUGCUGCGAGAGAGUGUUUAGGUGUGAGGCUUCUUGUGAGAAUAUGCUUAAUUGUGGCAAACAUGUAUGCGAGAGAGGCUGUCACUCGGGCGAAUGUGGAUUGUGUCCAUAUCAGGGAAAGAGGAGCUGUCCCUGUGGCAAGAGAUUCUACCAAGGCUUGUCUUGUGAUGUUGUGGCUCCUUUAUGUGGCGGCACCUGCGAUAAAGUCCUUGGUUGUGGCUACCAUAGGUGUCCAGAGAGGUGCCACCGCGGCCCGUGCCUUGAGACUUGCAGGAUUGUGGUUACUAAGUCUUGCAGAUGCGGAGGAACAAAAAAACAGGUUCCUUGCCAUCAAGAGUUGGCGUGUGAGAGGAAAUGCCAGAGAGUGAGAGAUUGUGCACGUCAUGCAUGUAGACGCCGAUGUUGUGAUGGUGAAUGUCCACCAUGCUCAGAGAUUUGUGGAAAAAGACUCCGUUGCAGGAAUCAUAAAUGCCAGUCUCCUUGUCACCAAGGUCCAUGUGCUCCUUGUCCAAUAAUGGUAACAAUAUCUUGUGCUUGUGGUGAGACGCAUUUUGAGGUACCCUGUGGCACUGAAACAAAUCAGAAACCUCCUAGAUGCCGUAAAUUGUGUCACAUAACCCAGUUGUGCAGACAUGGGCAAAACCAAAAGCCUCAUAAAUGCCACUAUGGUGCUUGUCCUCCAUGUCGAGUCCUUUGUGAUGAAGAAUUCCCAUGUGGGCACAAGUGCACCCAAAGGUGUCAUGGACCUAGACCUCCACCUAACCGUGAAUUUAUGAUUAAACCAACUAAAAAGAUGUUGAAUAUUCAGGCUGAAUCUACACCGGGUUCUCCCUGCCCUCUUUGUCCAGAGCUUGUCUGGAAGCCCUGUGUAGGCCACCAUCUGGCAGCAGAGAAAAUGAUGGUUUGCUCUGACAGAACUGAAUUUGCAUGCGAUAAUUUAUGUGGGAACCCUCUUCCAUGUGGGAAUCAUUACUGUUCGUUUACCUGUCAUCCCCUGGAAAUAAAAAAUUCAUCAUUGGAUAGAAGAAGUGAGUCCUGUGAAAAGUGUGAUCUCCGCUGUCAAAAGGAGAGAACACCACGAUGCCAACAUCCUUGUCCUCGACGAUGCCAUCCCGGAGACUGUCCACCUUGCAAAACUCUGGUGAAGAGGUCAUGUCACUGUGGUACGAUGGUGCAUGCAUUCGAGUGUAUUUAUUACAAUACAUUGUCUGAGAAGGAGCAAACGAAUGCCCGCUCAUGCCGUGGUCCUUGUCACAGAAAAUUGCCAAACUGUACGCAUCUGUGUCCGGAGAUAUGUCAUCCUGGGCAGUGUCCAUUGCCAGAAAAGUGCAUGAAAAAGGUGGUUGCUCGUUGCAAGUGCCUGACCUUGAAGAAGGAAUGGUUAUGCCAAGAUGUUCAAGCAGCCCAUAGGGCCACAGGUUCUGAUCCGAAAGAAGUACCAAAGAACCAGUUUGGUGUCGGCCUCCUCCCUUGCGAUUCCAACUGUAAGAGCAAACUACAGAUGGCUGAAUCGGUGUUACAACAGCGCAAAGUCAAAGAGAUUGAGGAGAAGGAGGAACCGAGUGGGAAAAAUGCAUCAAAGCGAAGGAAAAGACGUGAACGGGGUCAGGACAUUAAGGAGACCACAAGGCUGCAGAAACUUGCUGUCGCCACAAAGAGGAUACUGAUGGUCGUGAUGUUAAUGGCUAUGCUAGCCGCUGUUUCAUACUAUGGUUACAAGGGACUCUUGUGGCUUUCUGAUUGGAUGAAUGAACUGGAAGAACAAAGACAAAAGUCGAGAAGGUACCCACGAAUCUAGUUCGUUGGAGAAAUUCUUCCUUCUCAAGCUUUUGACCUGAUACUGCGCAGUUACAACACAAUUAGCUUUGACAAAUUUUUAUAUUUCUUUUUGUUAGUCUAUGAUAGUCACCGAAAAAUAUUUCAAAAGGGAUUAAAAGAUCAUCAGUUUGUUUGUUGUAUUGAUUUGGUGAAUCUUGUUUUUUUUUUUUAUGUUUCGAGACAGCAAAGAAAGCUAGGAAAAACUGUUGUACUUGAUAUAUUAAAUCUCUAUCGUUUUCUUUUC